This is a messenger RNA of Hyphopichia burtonii NRRL Y-1933, 692 nucleotides long. It is a transcript of the gene SCP1, whose product is annotated as Scp1p. NCBI's taxonomy places the organism in Eukaryota, Fungi, Ascomycota, Pichiomycetes, Serinales, Debaryomycetaceae. The transcript has a single exon. Gene Ontology annotation, molecular function: protein binding. The coding region runs from base 70 to 588 and encodes 172 amino acids. The record is from RefSeq and is a predicted model, not a curated record.
CUCUACUAUAUAACAUCUACUAUAUAACAUCUACUACUACUAUAUAACAUCUAUAACACACAACUCAUUAUGAGCUUUCAAAACGCAAGCACCAACCUCGAUCAGGAUUUGAAAAAUUCAAGACAGUCCAAAUACCAAUCAUCAGAACCAGAAGUAAAACAAUGGAUAUACAAUAUCCUUAGCAUACCAAAAAACAUUCAAACCCAAUACUCCCAAAACAACUUGGACCUCUUGGAUAUCUUAAAAGACGGAGAAGUACUCUGCAAACUAGGUAAUCUACUCCCAAUUGAUAAUAAACCAACCUCCAAAUACAAAAAUUCGAAAAUGCCCUUCAUCCAAAUGGAAAACAUCUCCUUCUUCCUAUCCACCUGCAAAACCAUCGGCAUCCCCCACGACGAAAUCUUCCAAACCGUGGACUUAUUCGAACGUAAGGAUCCUUAUCAAAUCAUCAUAACCUUGAUCUCCUUCAGCAGAAAAGCCCACGACUUGAGCCCAACCAGCUUCCCCACCUUAAUUGGCCCCAAGACCGUCAAAGUCAAACCAACAAUCCCUAAAAAACCAAUCGGCUUGUCCUCUAAAUACAAUUAGUUACAUCUAUACUAGUAUACUAUUCCCAUUUGCUGCUUAUGUAAUGAUAACCCGGGUGCUUAUGUAAUCCCAGGUGUUCUUCGCUCUUCUCUUUUUGAGCUCAU